This is a messenger RNA of Ornithodoros turicata, 3034 nucleotides long. RefSeq names its product KH homology domain-containing protein 4-like. Gene Ontology annotation, molecular function: RNA binding. Bases 302 to 2641 code for a protein of 779 amino acids. The transcript has 14 exons. Lineage: Eukaryota; Metazoa; Arthropoda; Arachnida; Ixodida; Argasidae. The record is from RefSeq and is a predicted model, not a curated record. Gene Ontology annotation, cellular component: nucleus.
GUUUUAUGCUUAUUACUUGUUAUUCUGCCUUCGAUUUGUUCUGUAGGUGCUUGUGCUGCCGGAUGGAAGUGUUCCAUUUGUUAUCGUGUUGUCCCGCGAAUUAGUAAUUUUUUUCCGUUUUGUGGCCAUGAUUUUUCACUCGAAACAUUUUGAUGUCAGGGCGUAUCAAGGAGGCGUCCCCUUAUCCCAGUAAAAGCGCACGGCAGAAUGGAAUCUGUAGGUAUGGCGUUAGGCCUAGUCACCAUGCCUUGCGUUCUUCGCAAGUUUUUUGUGCAUCUCUGACACGCUGCCGGGAAUCACUAUGAGUAAAAGCUGUCUAGAAGUAGCUGCAGAAGCUGCUGAACGAGUGAACGCAAUGCUGGUUGCCAAAGGCAAGUUAAAAAUAAACGGCAUAUCGGGGCGGAACUCUGGGGAUCUGUUCACAACAGAAGUUGAAAUCAACGAUGCACCAUUGGCAGCAAGAAAUGUUCUCACGAAAGGACUAUUUCAAGAAGAGAUCUGCAGGACUACGCGUGCUGUUCUCUCCACGAGAGGAAGGUACAUGAAUAAUGUGGAAAAGAUGAACGCAUCAUCGGCGGAACGGCCCCUCUACAUCCACAUUCAGGCUCCACAUAUUGAUGCCAUUGAACGUGCAAUGUGUCGCAUCAAUUCAAUCAUUGCUGAGCACUCAAAGGAUGGUGCGGAGCAACAGGCGGACGAAUUCACUGGGACGACGUACACUGAUCCCUGCCUUACAGCCAAUACUCUCCUCACGACAGGGCACCAUCACUACGUGCAAGACAAGAUCUACGUUGGCCUGGAGCAGGCGCCUGCUGCUUACCCCAUCCAAGAGAAGAUCAUGGGACCAAAUGGUUCUUACCUGGACCACAUCAACGUAACGACGGGGGCUACGGCAACGCUGCGGGGGAAGGGAUCCGGCUUCAUUGAACCCACUUCAGGGAGGGAAGCCUUUGAGCCGCUCCAUAUUCACAUUACGCAUCCUAAUAUGGACGGCCUUCAAGCUGCCAAAACACUGGCCAUCAGCCUGAUUCAAACGACCCACCAAGACCUUGCAGAGUGGCAGCAGCAGCAGCUGGCAAGUGUGGCACUGCAAUCAGCUGUUUCGAUUCAAGCACCCAGGGUGGCGUCCACGGCUAAUGUGUUGGGGCUAGGCCAGGCAGUAUUUCAACCUAUGGUGUCUGGCACAGAGAUGAGAGCUCAAGGUAUACUGGUCGGCGCAGUUGGCAACACUUCGGCAUCUAUCAUGGUCCCCGUGUCGCUGACGUCCAGUCUUCCAUCGAAUGUGAGCUACGUCACGGCUCUGCCGCAGACGCAAGCCGUCGUCUACCCGACGUCCCAAGUCCUCGCCCACGCCGUGAUUCCUCCGCAGUCCGUAGCUGCGCCCACGAUGGUGCCGCCCCCUGUGGUGGUUGCGCAGGCCGCCACCCCGACCAUGGUGCCGCCGCCGAGCAUUGCCGUGCCGCAAACUUUGACCGGCUUGGUGCAGACAUCCGUGGUGCAGCCCACCUACGUGUCUACCUCCGUAGCUCCACCCACGUUGGUCUCCACGUCUCUAGCGGGUCCCACGUACGGUGCAGCGUCCGUCGCUCCGCCCACUAUGGUGUCCAUGUCCGUGCCGCCGCCGUCGUUGGCUUCUGUGGCGCCCCCCAUGAUGGUACCGCCUCCAGCUGUGCCGCCUCCUACGUUGCAACAAGCUCAACAGCAUGUUGCUAUGGUGCCUCCGCCAGCGUAUAUCGCGCCCACUGUUUACCCACAUCUUCGGCAACAGUACGCCCAGUAUGCUGCAGCAAAACAGAGUUACGACACUCCUCCGCCCUCUACAACAGCGCAGCAGCAGCAGGCUCCGCCUCAGCAGCUGCAGCAGUCAACACCCCAGCAGCUGCAGCAGCCUGCCCCUCAACAGCUUCAGCAACCGCAGCAAGCUCAGCAACAGGUGCAGGAGGCGGCGCUUCCAUUACCUCUUCAGCACCUACAUUCUCCUCCGCCUCAGCUACUUUCACCCUCACAGCCCGUGCAGUCCACUGCAGCCGCUACAUCUUCCAUCACCACUGUCAUCACAACUUGCACGACGGCUCUGUCUUCUCAGCCGGCAUACCAGUCGAGCAACUACAGUGCUUCUGUGACUGAUGACUGGAGGUUCCGCGUUCCCCCUCCACCAUUGCCCAUCUCGACUUCAAAAACAUCCCCUUCGCUACCUCCUUCAACACAGGCGGGGCCACCGGUAUCAACCACCACUCCAUCCUCUUCAACAACUACCACCACCUCCGCGUCAACAGUCGGUGACAGUCACAUGAACGGCAUGCUGUACUACCGAAGCACAUUACCCAGAUCGAAGUCCUCAUUCCUAAGCAGUUACCGCCCUCCUCCAGUGACGUCGUCUCCAACAACAUCAUCACCAUCUCGGACGACGGCCUCGUUGUCUACGGCGGUGCUGUUUCGUGUCCCACCUCCACCGUUGAGGAGCAGGCCUGCAACUGGCAAGGCAGAUUGGGACCUAAUGCCCCCACCGCGCGCACCGCUGAGCAGUGCGGGUCAGCAACCUUCAGGAGGAGUCACAAGUACGGCGGCGUACAGUGCCAUGAAGCGGCCUUCAGACAGCACAACAGAAUAUGACUGGAAAAGAAUUCGGGGUGCAUUGUGAGGUGAGGUUUGCUUGGCUUGCCUUGGCUUGGCUUUCAAAUGUCACCUGCACCAAGCAGUAUGGAUAUGUACAGUUCCUCUUUUAUUUCUUUCUGUAUUUUUGUGGACUUCUCUUUUGGACUACUGGGAUCCACUUGUGAUUUACAGAGUUAAGGUCAGAAUUGCCUGUGUUGUACAUAAGGACUUCGCCACUUUCGUAAGUGGCAGUUCCGUGUGACGUUGUAGUGCAACAUGGUUGCCUUUCUGUUUUAUGUCAAUCGCGUAAGUUCUAUUUAAGUUGUGGGCACGCGUGAGCUGGUGACAAUUUGGAAAACAAUUGAUGUAAAUGUCUCCUAUUGCUCAGCAUCUUUGUGUAUUUUUGAUCAUUUGUAAAUAAAAAGUAUAAUAUACAUAA